AUGGUGGGAAUAGAUCCAAUGAUCAGUUGCCACUAUCUUAACAUCAACUCCUCCUAUGUCCCUCAUCGGCAGAAAAGACUUUCCCUCAACCCAGAAAGGUACGAGGCUCUCAAAGACGAAGUAGGCAAGCUUAGCCGCAGUGGUUUCAUAAGGGAAGCCAUCUACCCGAAUUGGAUAUCCAACCCGGCCCUGGUGAAAAAGCCCAGCGGGAAGUGGAGGAUGUGCGUAGACUUCACCAACUUGAAUAAGACAGAAGACUACUGCUACAAAGUCAUGCCCUUUAGAUUGAAAAAUGUCGGAUCCACAUAUCAGAGACUGGUCAACAUGAUGUUUGCCGAACUCAUUAGCAAAACCAUGAAGAUCUACGUGGACGGCAUGCUAGUCAAAAGCCUCCAGUUCUUGGGGUAUAUUGUUAACCAAAGCGGAAUUGAAGUCAAUCCAGUAAAGAUAACAGUCUUGCCAGAAAUGAGGGCCACUGAUAAGAGCUUACCCUUCUUCAAGGUGCUUAAGCAAGGAAAGAGAUUUCAAUGGACGUCUGAGUGCGAAGAAGCCUUCCACGCGUUGAAAAAACACCUUGGAGAGGCGUCCCUUUAUUCAAAACCUCAACCCGAAGAGUCUCUGCUGCUGUCUUUGGCAGUAUCGGACGUGGUGGUCAGCGUUGUCCUAGUCAGAGAAGAAAAUGAACGAUAG
This is a messenger RNA of Olea europaea var. sylvestris, 690 nucleotides long. RefSeq lists its product as uncharacterized. The coding region runs from base 1 to 690 and encodes 229 amino acids. The record is from RefSeq and is a predicted model, not a curated record. Lineage: Eukaryota; Viridiplantae; Streptophyta; Magnoliopsida; Lamiales; Oleaceae. The transcript is spliced from 4 exons.